Molecule: messenger RNA, 1139 nt
Organism: Penicilliopsis zonata CBS 506.65
Lineage: Eukaryota; Fungi; Ascomycota; Eurotiomycetes; Eurotiales; Aspergillaceae
Exons: 2
Coding region: 101-1072 (323 amino acids)
Source: RefSeq, a predicted model, not a curated record
CUGGCUGACUUGGUCCUAGUAUUUCGUCUCCAGACUGUUUCCUGAGCCCUGUCAUUCGCUCUUUCUCAGCGAUGGCAGCCCAUGGGACCGGACAACGCAGAUGUUGAUCAUGGAAACCCAGGACGCCAGUCUUCCUCUUCCAGAUCCAUUUUUAUUCCGAACACACUUUCGUAUUGCAGCCUCCUUGCAUCUAUUUCAUGUUGAAGAACGAAUCGCCGAGGGCUGGCCCUCGCCCCGAUUGUUCCACUUCGACACAGUAACACAAAAGACAUUACGCUGUCUCUGGCAUCUCGUCCCUAAGUUGAUACGUGUCCAGUGUUACCGUGUGCUCCUGAAGUUAGGCAGCCACCUCUACCCGCGGUCUUUCACCGGCCUCGUGCACCGGUUGCCGCUCGGACUGUAUGCGAAAGAAUGCAACCCCUCUCCCUGCGACGAGGGUGAAACAUUGCGUCUGGUGGAACAGUACACUUCGAUCCCAUCGCCCCUCUGGGUGGACGAUUACCAGGGGACGCACCCCGUUCUCAUCAUGACGGCCGUGCCCGGACAAACGCUGGAGGCAGUGUUUCACCGACUCUCAUACCUAGAACGGGAGCAGCUUUCGAGAGACUUGAAGACUGUUUUGUCACAGCUGCGGUGCGUCCCAAACCGGACCUCGUACGUCUUCGGCAACAGUCAUGGCGGCCCGCUGAAAGAUCAUCGUUUCCCCUCUGGCACAUGCGGUCCGUUCCACCUCAUCUCUGAAUUCAAUGCUUUCCUCGUCCAUAACUAUGUGCGCAAAGAGACAAAGGACAAGAUUUCUGCUGUCCACAGCCGUCAGUACCGAUCUGUUUUUACUCAUGCCGACCUCCACCCUAGCAAUAUUCUGAUUGAUCGUGGACGCCUGGCUGGAAUUGUGGACUGGGAAUGCGCCGGUUUCUAUCCUGAGUACUGGGAGUUUACAAAGCUGAUGUACGGGGCAGAACGAUUCCCAGAAAUCCAACAGAUCAUUCAUGAUGCGUUUACAGAGGAUUGCUAUGAAGAGGAGCUUGAGGCCGAGAGGCUACUAUGGAAUGACACACCGCCGGGCCUUUAGUUAACUGGAUUCAGCAUUACAUAAUUAAAGUAUUCAUACGCGACCUCAGACUGAAGGAGUGGAGCGC